GAGUUUAACUCACCGCUUCUAUCACUGGACCUCUUAACUAUUCUGCGAAGAGGCUAAACCUUCACACGAGGAGCUUUUCUCGCUCCACAUUCAGCUUGGGGUUUACUGUGCUCGAACCCCAUAGUCCCACAAGCAUCAGCGAGUUCGAUCUUGAACUGUAAGACUCCCCUGGAAGACGCAGUCGGCUUUCUGCCUGAGUGCUUGCUUAGACUCGCUGUAAACUGGCGGAAGCGAGCAUUCUCAUCAAGAACAAACCUGACAAACGCAGCAGUGAUCAGUCCUCCUUCAUGAUGUCACAGUCGAACUAUAUGUCCAAUCAAUUUGGCAACCCCAACGAGGGGGUUGACCCGUCGGAGCUUAGUAUGCAGAACGGUGGAUUCAUGUCCUACCCAUUUACGUCGCAGCAGAACUUCAACUUUGGAAACUCAGGUAUUGAUACAGAUGAGUUGUUGGACCUGGAAAUCAACGGACAGAAUGGCAUGCAGCAGAACUUCCUCCAGGACCAGCAUUCGGGUGCCGGAAUUUCCAUGAGUCAUCCGGGGCAGAUGUCUCAGAUGUACUCCAACACGCCCGAUGGAGCUCCCAUGAACAGCCCGUUCAUGCACAGUUUUAACUAUGACCACUUUCGAUCCAUGAACCAAAACGGCCAGCCCGGCUCUCAUCUGCAGAGUGGAUCCCAGUUCGAACAGAGUUAUCUGGCUUCCAAAGGCCGCCCGAGUUUGCAAGCAGUGGACCGCGCCUCGCUUGAUGCGCGCAGUCCGAUGACCCCGAGGACCCCAGCCCUUGGUGCAUUGACCCUGGGAACCCCAGAAUCUGGAAGUUUUCCUACGCAACCCAUCCGGACUGGCCUGCAGCAUCGCCACCAGAAGACACUGUCUAACCAAUGGGACGGUACGCCAGGAAGUGCCCAUUCUUUCGUGGAGUCCCCAAUCUCCUCCCCCGGCCACCCUCACCACGCGGGAAUCUCGGAGAUCCUCAAGUCUGGUAAACAUGCUUCCUUGCCGGCCAAGGUUGAUACGCACAUGCCAGGUAGUGCCCAGGACCUAGAAUCCCAAGAGGCCAAGCGACGCCGUCGGCGGGCCUCCCAUAACCUGGUCGAGCGCCGGCGACGGGACAACAUCAACGAGCGCAUCCAGGAUCUCUCCCACCUCGUUCCCCAGCAUCGCUUGGAGGAUGACAAAGUCCGGAAGCAGCUUGUCAACAACACAGCAAUGUCUGCCACUGGAGCCACCCCCAAUGCCGCGACGUCUUUGCUGGCUGGAGGCAAUGGUCGCCGGGCCACUGCGGGUAACAUUACGAUGGGUCUGCCAAUCGAGGAGAAAGAGAAGGGCCCCAACAAGGGCGACAUCCUGAACGGUGCCGUAGGCUGGAUGCGUGACCUAAUGUGGGCCCUACAUGUUAAGCUCCAGCAGGAAUCGGAGCUGGCUGAAAUCAUCAGCAACUUGGGUGGAACUUGGCCAUUCGAACAGACCGAAGAAGAGAAGCGGAUGAGAACGGAGAUUCUCGAUGCUUUGGAGAAGAACGACCCUAGUUCGUUCACUUAUAGCAGGGCACCCGGAAGCGGGCUGCGAGUACCGAAACACACGAACAUGGCAGGGGACUCUGUGGCUGGCAAUGGGGCUUUGAGCCCCCAGAGCCUGAGCCCCCCGUUCAACGGCAACGGCGGUAGCAACGGAGGCUCUGGGCAGGCUCAGUACUGGAGCAGCUCGGGUCACGCGGGCAUGAGCUUCAAGGAGGAAGACGAGUAUGCGAUGGAGAUGAAUUAGAUACAUUCCCGCUAACUAUCGCUCGAGCUCUCAUUUCUUCAAACGAACGCAUGUCAUGAGCUAUUGCAUACAAGGGCGUCAAACGGACGGGUAGUUGACCGGCGUACACGGAAGCCUUAUCAUGCCAUCGAGGCUAAAGGGCCAGUU
This is a messenger RNA of Aspergillus vadensis CBS 113365, 1913 nucleotides long. Its product is annotated as basic helix-loop-helix domain-containing protein. Bases 288 to 1766 code for a protein of 492 amino acids. The transcript has a single exon. Gene Ontology annotation, biological process: regulation of transcription by RNA polymerase II. Gene Ontology annotation, molecular function: protein dimerization activity; RNA polymerase II cis-regulatory region sequence-specific DNA binding; DNA-binding transcription factor activity, RNA polymerase II-specific. The record is from RefSeq and is a predicted model, not a curated record. NCBI's taxonomy places the organism in Eukaryota, Fungi, Ascomycota, Eurotiomycetes, Eurotiales, Aspergillaceae.